Messenger RNA from Durusdinium trenchii, 747 nucleotides. The record is from the annotation of a GenBank genome assembly. Lineage: Eukaryota; Dinophyceae; Suessiales; Symbiodiniaceae.
AUGUCAAGUGCAUGCUUCAGCGGGGAGAAAACCAUGGCACAGCUGAAUGAUGAGUGGGUGGACCAGAUGUUGGACCUCUACCACAAUGGCGUUGACGUUGGGAAGGGCAACAAGGAGACAUUCUAUUUCUACUGGCUCGGAUGCAAAGGAGAUUGGAAAUACCUCAAGGCCGACACUUGGCUUCCUACAUUGUCUUGGGGUAAGCUGGACGAUUGCAUUUACAAUGCGUACGCUGUCUACAUGGAGUACUGCCACACCAAUCGAAAGAAGUCUGCUUGCAGACCCUGGACCUCAAAGCUAGCGUUUGACAUGAGUAAGGAGUUUGAAGACAUCGACCUGAAGAUUCUACACUUCACUGCCAACAAGAUCAACCGUUUUUUUCGCUUGCUGCAUGACUGUGGGUUUUGGCUGAGUGAAGGUGAACGUGCAGAGGUGACGCUCUGUGGAGAAUUGUUUCUUGAAGGGUUUUGCACUUUGGCAGCAAGAGCUGCCAAAGAGAAGUUGCUUCUGUUCAAGCUGCGCCCCAAACUCCACAUGUUUGCUGAACUGAUUCUCCAAUUGAAGCGUGGUGACCGAGAAGCCCCAAACAUUCUGACAACAAGUUGCUGGCAAGAUGAGGAUUUCAUCGGUGUUGUCAGCCAAACUUCUCGUACUGUUCACAGAGCAGCUACAGGGCUUAGCUGUUCAUUGAGGACCUUGCAAAAAUGUCUUGGUCGCUACAAACUGCAGUUCGCCCGGUGCGGUUAG